Lutzomyia longipalpis is the source of this 3021-nucleotide messenger RNA. RefSeq names its product coiled-coil domain-containing protein 186 (gene Golgin104). Gene Ontology annotation, molecular function: small GTPase binding. NCBI's taxonomy places the organism in Eukaryota, Metazoa, Arthropoda, Insecta, Diptera, Psychodidae. Gene Ontology annotation, biological process: vesicle cytoskeletal trafficking. The coding region runs from base 620 to 2767 and encodes 715 amino acids. The record is from RefSeq and is a predicted model, not a curated record. Gene Ontology annotation, cellular component: trans-Golgi network. The transcript is spliced from 2 exons.
UGUUGUUGGCAACAAGAAGAAGAUACCAGAGUAUUCGAACCUUUAGCCUCAAGUGGUCGCCGGCUAUUUGUUCAAAUAGCCGCUAUUUUUUGUAAAGGUUUUGUUUUGAAUUAAGUUCUUUGAUCGCAUUUCUAGCUCGUUCAGAACAGGAGAUAUUAAAGUUUAUUACAGCUUGAAAAUUCCAGAGUCAUCAGAUCUGACCAAUCUAAUAAGUAUCAAGAGUCUAUGUUAGAACCUAAGUAGUUAUUGCUAUCAAUUUCUAUAAAUUUCUGUAGGAUUGUAACUAAAACGACGCUUGGCAGCCAUUUUAAAAUCUAUCCGCCAUAUUGCUUUGCUAGAUCAAUGCAACUGCUCCAAAAUGCAGUUCAAAUCUCUGUUUUUUAUAAAAAUAUAUAAUAUUGUAAGCUAGGACGUCUAGCGCGGCUAGUUUAUUUUAUCUUCAGCGCAGGACUCACGUAUACGUCAGCUAACUGUAGAAGACGUACAUCAGGUUGAUCAAAAGUAUUAUCCAUCCAAAAGGGUGUCUGUAAAAUAAAUAAAAUCGGUUUGUUAAAGAAAAAUGUAAAAGUGUACAAGUUUAGUACAUUUAAGGAAUUAUCAGAGGUAUCCAGGAACAAGGAUGUCGAUGAAUGAAACGGAAGGGUGUGAACAGAAUAAGGAUGUUUACAAUGACCAGGAAAAUGCCACAGUUGUGGAGAAGACGGAAAAAGAAGGGAAUGUGAUAAGAGGUGCUGGAGAUGUUCCAGAGAAAUUUCAUGAAAGUGUAUCAGCUGAUGUCCAAGAGGAAAGAUUGGACAAUGAUGAUGAAGAGAUUAAGCAGGACAAUCAAGCUAAGUUGGGGAAUGAUGUAGAGGCAGUAGAAUUGAAAUAUCUCGAGGAACAGGCUAAUAUGAAGCAAAUGAUUGAUAAGUUCCAAGCUCAGUGCCACUAUCUCCAGACAAUGGUGAAACAGCGCGAGGAGACAAUAGCAGCUUGUGAUAAGAACAAAAGUCUACUUGAGAAGGAGAAUCAACUGACAAAACGAGAACUGGAGCUGGCAAUGCGAGAGAAGGAAAGUGCUGUAAUUAAGUAUUGUACACUAGAGAAGAAGAUCAUUGAUGCAACACAGCUGAAGGAUGCUGCUGAGAAGAAGAGUAAAGAAGCUCUCAAGGAGUGUGAGCUACUCAGUGGGAAGAUAAAAAUGUUAAAUGGCGAAAAGAAUAGAAUAUGCAGUAUGUUGGAUCAAAAAUGUCACGAAGUUCGAUUACAUCAGAAGGAAAUUGAACGGUUGAAGGAUGAAAAUACAAAUCUGGAAGCAAAGGUCAAAUGGAAUGUUGGAAAACUGAAGCAGGAAUCGGACCUGAAGCAGUCUCUUGAAAAGAGAAUUGAUGAACUAACAACUGAAGUGAAUCAGCUGAAAUGCAAUCAGGCUACAUGGGAAAAGUGUGAGGCAGAUUCAGAGCGUGUAGCUCAAAUGGAGAAACAGUAUAUGGAACAACAGGCUUCCCUCAUACUCCUUAAGCAUUCCAAUGAAGAGAAGGAGGCAAAACUUGAGGUGUCAGAAAAGAAACUUCAGGAUAUGCAAAAUGAGUUGGUAGCUCUACGAACAAAGUAUUCAACAGUCGCGGAGGAGAAGGAGAGUCUUGAUAAGGAAAUGGAGAGAUUAAAAAGCGAAAUAAGUGAACUACAGACCACACUAGAUCAGGAGAUACUUAAAGUUGCGGAUUUACAGUCAAAACUGAGUGAUUUGGAAGCAACAAGGGCACAAUUAUCCAUUGAGAAGGAAAAUAAAGUUCGCCUAAGUCGUGAGUAUGAAACUCUAACGAAGAACUAUGAAGAUAACUUAAUGGAAUUGGAAGAAAUCCGUACAAAGGAGUCAGAACUGUUGCAAAUUAACAAAGUUCUCACAGAAAAGAAUGUUAAGCUGCAAAAUGAAAUUACCCUCUAUAAUUCCAAGGCAGUAGCUCUAUGUUUGGAGAAUGAGUCAAUAAAGAAGGAAAAGAAAAAUUACGAUGAUCGAAUAAGCGAACUUGAGAGAGAUCUCGAAAAGGAGCGUAGUCAGAAGAAUGAUGAAAGGCUCCUGCUAACGAAGCAUAUAUCGGAAAAGACUAAAUUAUGUGAGGCAACACGCAAGAAGCUAGAUUCAGCACUUGGAGAUCUAGAUGCGGCAAAGAAGAAGCAUGCACAAACUAUUAAAGAGCUCAAUCGAGAAAUGGAGAAAAUUCGACGGAAACAAGCAAACUCAGUAUCUGAGAAUAAUUCUGAAAAAGAAUCAUCGCCUCAAGUGAGUGAUACGGACUCCCGCGUAAGCCAUAGAAUAGCUAAUUCGGACGGGAGUUCCUCACCACUUCCAACACCUGAUAACGAACCCUCACGACAGACGUUGAUUGAUCGUAUUCUACGACUGCAACAGGCAAGUGCGCGGCAAGCUGAGAAGAUAGACUUCUUGGAGAAUCAUUCGGCUUCAUUGGUUACGGAAUUGCAGAAGAAGACAAAAGUGCUGCAAGACUAUAUGCUGCGGGAUCAAUGCGGCGCCCUUGCAUCGUCCAAAAGUGAUCGGCAUAAGGCUGAACUUGCAAACUAUGGUGGUGGAAUAAUGGCGGCAAUCUAUGGGGGAUCUAACUCAAACAAAAGUGGAGAGAUGACUCUUGAGUUGUCCCUGGAAAUUAAUCGAAAACUGCAGGCACUUCUCGAAGAUACCCUUCUUAAAAAUAUUACCCUUAAGGAAAAUCUGGAUACCCUUGGUCUUGAAGUGGACAAAUUGACCCGAAGAUUAGCAAUGAAAUGACACAAAUUCAUUAGGAGGGAUUGAUUAAAUAAAAGUUUUCGACUUCCCAUUUCCUGAUCGUAAAGUUUCGACUAUCGAUGUUAAAAUUUUCAAAGGAACUCUUCAGUUUCUAGGUGACUAAAUCGAAAAAAUAAAUACAGAACAAAGGAAAAAUGAUUAAAAUGUUGAGAUUUUCUUUUUAUCUUACAAGAUGUGUCAUGAUGUUGUACAUAAGUAUUACGAAAAUAUAAAUAAUGUAAUGAAUAUAAAAAAUA